Molecule: messenger RNA, 945 nt
Organism: Talpa occidentalis (Iberian mole)
Lineage: Eukaryota; Metazoa; Chordata; Mammalia; Eulipotyphla; Talpidae
Product: olfactory receptor 10T2-like
Exons: 1
Coding region: 1-945 (314 amino acids)
Biological process (GO): G protein-coupled receptor signaling pathway
Cellular component (GO): membrane
Molecular function (GO): G protein-coupled receptor activity; olfactory receptor activity
Source: RefSeq, a predicted model, not a curated record
AUGAAGAAACAGAACCAGAGCAUGAUCACUGAGUUCAUCCUUAUAGGCUUCUCAAACCUGGAGGAUCUACAGAUCCUCCUCUUCUUUAUCUUUCUGCUGGUCUACCUGACCACUGUGAUGGCCAAUGUCACCAUCAUGACCGUCAUUCGUCUUGACCAAGCUCUGCACACCCCCAUGUACUUCUUUCUCUUUGUCCUCUCCUGCUCUGAAACCUGCUACACCUUGGUCAUUAUACCAAAAAUGCUGGUCAACCUGCUUUCCACAAAUCCAACAAUUUCUUUUGCCGGGUGUGCUACCCAGCUCUAUUUCUUUGUGGGCUUAGCUUGUACCAACUGUUUUCUAAUUGCUGUUAUGGGUUACGACCGCUAUGUUGCCAUCUGCAACCCUCUCAACUACACACUCAUCGUCAGCCAAACCACCUGUAUAGUACUGGUUCUGGCCUCUAGCUUCUGUGGUUUCCUGAUCUCUGUUGUUGUCAAUGUCCUGGUGUUCAAUGUACCUUUCUGUGCCUCCAAUCGGAUCAACCACUUUUUCUGUGACAUUUCCCCUGUCAUAAAACUGGGCUGCACAAACACCAACUUGAAGGAGAUGGUCAUCUUUUUCCUCAGUAUUCUGGUACUGAUGGUCCCCUUUGUGUUGAUCUUCAUCUCCUAUGUCUUCAUUGUUUCCACCAUCCUCAAAAUCUCCUCAGCAGAGGGACAGCGUAAGGCCUUCGCCACCUGCGCCUCCCACCUCACUGUGGUCAUUGUCCACUAUGGCUGUGCCUCCUUCAUCUACUUGAGGCCCACAUCCCUGUAUGCCUCAGAUAAGGACCUGCUUGUUGCAGUCACCUAUACCGUGAUCACCCCAUUACUCAACCCCCUGGUCUAUACUCUGAGAAAUAAAGAAGUCAAGAUGGCUCUGAGGAAGGUUCUCAGUAGGUACUCAUUUCCCAAAACUGUAUGA